AUGUUACAAUGGGGCAAAUGGUUUCUGGUGCCCUUUCUGUACAUUGCGACCACUGUAUCGAGUUCUAGAAGUUCGCCGAAUGGUACAAAAGGUUGUCAAUGUGAAUUCCCGUCCCUGAUUGAAGCAACUACGGCCGAGCUCCAGGAGGGGCUCACCAACGGCUGCUUCUCCAGUGUCGACCUGGUCAAUGCAUAUGUGACCCGGAUAAACGAGGUCAACUCGACACUGCACAUGGUCCUCGAAAUCAAUCCCGACGCAUGGGACAUCGCUCGACAGCUUGACUUGGAGAGAAAACACGGACUCAUACGAGGGCCUUUGCAUGGCCUUCCCAUCCUUGUCAAAGGCAACAUCGGCACCGAGGACAAGAUGGAAACAGCUGCUGGCUCUUACGCGCUUGUUGGCGCCAAGGUGGCUGCGGAUUCAACUGUUGCAAAGAAGCUCAGACAAGCAGGCGUCGUCAUCCUCGGCAAGACCAGCAUGUCAGAGUGGGCGAACUUCAGGUCACUGAUUGAAUCCUCCGGCUGGAACGCCCAGGGCGGCCAAACAUAUGCAGCUUACUAUCCAAACCAGGAUCCCAGCGGUAGUUCAAGCGGCAGUGGCGUGGCAGCCGAUUUGGGCCUUGCCUUUGCAGCCCUAGGUACCGAGACAAGUGGAAGCAUUCUAUGUCCGAGUGAGAAUAACAAUAUUGUCGGCAUCAAGCCCACCGUCGGUCUCACAUCACGAUACAUGGUCAUCCCCAUAAGCGAGCGCCAGGAUACAAUCGGGCCGAUGGCCAGGACUGUCAAAGAUGCGGCAAUAAUUCUGCAAGCGAUUGCAGGUCCAGAUCAAAAUGACAACUAUACCCUGGCAUCUCCCUUUGGCAACCGCCUCCCGAAUUACGUCGCAGCUUGCAAGUUGUCCGGGUUGAAAGGGAAACGAAUCGGUAUACCCCGUAACGUUAUCAACACGUUGGACGCGUCAAAUGAGCCGAUAGUGUGUGCAUUUAAGGCCGCCGUCUCCGUGAUUUCCAAAGCAGGCGCAACAAUUGUUGACGACGCGAACUUCACAGGCUACGACGCCUAUCUCAACAGCUCAAUCCCACAGGAUGUUGUUGCUGCUGAUUUCAUAAGCAAUAUCGCAUCAUAUCUCUCCAAAUUGAAGACCAACCCGAACAAUCUUCACAGUCUGGAAGAUAUUCGGCGCUUCACUCAGCAGUCGCCACUAGAGGACUAUCCAUCUCGUGAUACAGGGAUCUGGGAUCGCGCGCUUGCUAGCGGUCUCAAUAACACGUCUCCCGAGUUCUGGCCAUUGCACUUGCAGAACUUGUACUACGGGGAAGAGGGAGGGUUGACAGGAGCUUUGUCCCGCCACAAGCUUGAUGCCGUCAUUCUUCCAACAGCUCUCGCUUCCGAAAUCCCAGGUAUCAUCGGGUCACCAGCAAUCACAGUCCCUCUUGGGUCGUUCCCCGAGGGCACACCCAUUGAGUACAAUCCACGUGGUAACUUGGUUGAAAAGGCACCUGGCAUCCCUUUUGGAAUCAGCUUUCUUGGACCCAGGUGGAGCGAGGAGAGCUUGAUAGGCAUGGCCUAUGCCUUCGAACAGCGGACGCUCGUGAGGAAGAAGCUCCAAAGAUACAUUGAACCGAGAAGCGACCUGAGCAGCAUAUUAUAA
Aspergillus pseudoviridinutans is the source of this 1650-nucleotide messenger RNA. RefSeq names its product putative amidase. Bases 1 to 1650 code for a protein of 549 amino acids. The record is from RefSeq and is a predicted model, not a curated record. Lineage: Eukaryota; Fungi; Ascomycota; Eurotiomycetes; Eurotiales; Aspergillaceae. The transcript has 5 exons.